CAGGAGGAAGAGCUUGGGCCUACAGAUGCGACAACUGUGAGUACAGUGCAAAAGCUCGCGUCUACGUGGCAACAGCUGGGGAAGAUGGAAGAGGCUCAGGCGCUCUACCGUCGUGUAUACAUCUCUUACCUGAGAAUGUUUAACCAGAGCCAUCCCCAGACGCUUGAAGCUCUCGAUGACCUUGCGCACGUAUCAAAGGCUAGCAACGCCAUUGAUGAGGCCGAGACUCUUUACAAGAAAUCACUAGAGAUCAAAACCAGGGUCUUUGGAGCAGAACACCCUAACACCGCUGAUGCUAUGCAUAACCUUGCCGUUAUUGACGAUAUACGGUGCCGUUAUGAAGAUGCCAAAGUCAAGUAUCAAAAAGCCUUGGAUAUCAUGGCUGCCUCGAUAGGCAAAGCCCAUCCGCUUUACAUAACCACAUUGGAGAAUCUAGCA
Molecule: messenger RNA, 438 nt
Organism: Trichoderma atroviride IMI 206040
Lineage: Eukaryota; Fungi; Ascomycota; Sordariomycetes; Hypocreales; Hypocreaceae
Molecular function (GO): protein binding
Source: RefSeq, a predicted model, not a curated record